ACCGCAGGCGGGCGCAUGAGGCCGCCCGCUCCGCCGCGGGACGCGGGGCUGGACGCGGGGCUGGAGGCGGCCCCGGCGCUGAGCGGCCGCGCUGCCGCCGCCAUGGGAGCGACCGGGCCCGGGCCCGGCCCCGGCCACGGCCCCGCGCUGCCCGAGCGGCUCCGCCUGCCCGUCUGCUUCCUGGGAGUCUUCGCCUGCUACUUCUACUACGGCAUCCUGCAGGAGAGCAUCACGCGGGGACGGUACGGGGAAGGCGCGAAACAGGAGAAGUUCAAGUACGCCCUGACCCUGGUGUUCAUCCAGUGCGUGAUCAACGCCGCCUUCGCCAAGCUCCUGAUCCAUUUUUUCGACGCUGUCAAGGCGGAUCGCACCCGGAGCUGGCUCUACGCCGCCUGCUCGCUCUCCUAUCUGGGCGCGAUGGUUUCCAGCAACUCGGCUCUGCAGUUCGUCAGCUACCCGACUCAGGUCCUAGGCAAAUCUUGUAAGCCCAUUCCAGUCAUGCUUUUAGGAGUGACUUUGCUGCGGAAGAAGUAUCCACCCGCCAAGUACCUCUGCGUCCUCUUGAUAGUUGCAGGCGUGGCCCUGUUCCUCUACAAACCGAAGAAGGGGGCCGGGAGCGACGAUCACGUCUUUGGUUACGGAGAACUCUUGCUGCUGCUGUCCUUGACCUUGGACGGGCUGACUGGUGUUUCUCAGGACCACAUGAGAGCUCACUACCAAACGGGUUCCAAUCAUAUGAUGCUGAACGUUAACCUCUGGUCCACGUUGUUCCUGGGGGCUGGGAUACUGUUCACUGGAGAGCUCUGGGAGUUCUUGAGUUUUACAGAACGCUACCCCAGCAUCAUUUACAACAUCCUACUGUUCGGCCUGACAAGUGCGCUGGGUCAGAGUUUUAUUUUCAUGACUGUGGUAUACUUCGGACCUCUGACUUGUUCCAUCAUCACCACAACCCGCAAAUUCUUCACCAUUUUAGCGUCCGUCAUUCUAUUUGCCAAUCCCAUCAGUACCAUGCAGUGGGUGGGGACAGUCCUCGUGUUCUUGGGCCUUGGACUCGAUGCCAAAUUUGGAAAGGGAGUAAAGAAGACAUCGCAUUGAGGAAAUAGUUGAUCUCUGCAGUUGGAAUGAACUUUUAAUUUAUUGUCUUGUACCUCAAAAUCUGUUAUGAAACUGGACUCAGGAUAGGUAAUCAGAAGGGGAGUGUUUGGAUUUUUUUUUUUGUUUUAGUUUUUUAUUUCUAAAUUGUCUUAAAAGUAUAAUACUUUAGUUUUAACUGUAAUUAAGCUUUUUUUUUUUUUUUUUCUUCUGUAAUCAAAGCUGCAGUACUAGAUCCUAGCAGCAGGAUUAAAUUCUUGCCUUAACAGGAGAAAAAACUUCAUAUCUUUAUUAAAGAGACAAUGGCCACUUUUCUAGAACUUUAAUUUCAGUAUUGUUGGCUGAUCUUGGGGAGAAAUGGCACACUUCUCUCCAAGGAGAGGGCUAGUCUUAGAAUUAUGUUAGUUCUUUGGCAUGGCCCAGAAAGAUCCCUGGAUUAAAGGCCUGUGUUGAAGACCACCCCCUCUUCUGAUUGCUUGUAUGGUUUUUCCAUAACUGAGUUGGUGGAGCAGCCAGUUGGAUGUUCUUCCAUUAAGGUAAUACAUGUAAACACCAAGAUGCGUUAUGGCCUUCAUCCGAGCUCUUCUAAACCAGGAGCAACUCUUGGCAUAUGUAUAAGUUUACAGGAAACCUUUUUAACCAGUGGGGCCCAAAUUAAUUCUUUUCAUCCCCCUUGCUGAUGAAGGCACAGGACCCUCUGCUGCUAAAACCAUGCCAAGGCUGUGUGACAGCGGCUUCUAAACGUUGAAAGAGCCCUUGCUAAUUAACCGCCACCACAGUGAGCCUUCGCACACCCGCCCCGAGCCCAGGCUAGCUCCCCAGUGCUGUACGGGGAGGAGUUAUUACCAUAAUGAUGCCUUUAGAGUUGGAGAGCAAAAUUCUCCAAAGAGCAAACUUUACACAUGAAAGCAUGUUUCUACCAGCUGUCGCUUGGUCUCCAUCUGUUCUGUGGCUUUGGCCUUUUGCCCCUCCAGAUGGGAUCUUGAUCUCUUUCCUGAGCGGCUGCUGUAAGUCUCUUUCUCUCCAUCCCCUGCUUCCCCCACCCCUCCAGUGAUUCUUACCACUUUUUUUUGGCCUCAAAUUUGGUUUUCAUUUAAUCUGUUUUAUUAUCCCGUAGUUCUACUCCAACAACACGUUUCUUGCAAAAUUAAACCCGAGGCUAUUAAAGGGUCUUUCUCACUCACCUUCACCUCUUUGCUGACUUACAUUGCCUUAAAGGUCAAGUGAUAAGUAGCAGACAAACAUUCUCAGUAGUAGAGAAUCUUGAAGCAAAAGCUUCUGACUUAACUCCAUGAAUACUGCCUGACAAACACCAUGUGCUGGCAUCUGCCACUGUAUGGAGAUUCUGGCCUCCUUUGAGACCGUUAGGCUUCCCAGUAUCUCUAAGGUAAUGAAUCCCAUUCCCAUUUUAUAAAAGGGAGCAGAGAAAUUGCACGACUUGUUCAUGAAUACUGUGGCAGAGAUAAGAAUUAUCGUUUGUGUGAUUUAACCAUAAAAGCAUCUUUUCUCUGUGUUUAUAGGACUUGCACUCCUCUCUCUCUUAGCACUAUCUUAAAUUUAACCGAUUCUCAAACUCAGCAACCAAAAUCUGCAAAAAGAUUCUAGGCAAGCUCUCAAUUCUAUUAGUUUUGCAGAUUUGUUUUCCCUUCUAUUAAACUAGUAAUCUAAUAUAGGAAUUGACCCAGCUCCCACAUCACUGUGCAAAUAUGGACACCUGAAAAACACAUUAUAAAUCACUCCCUCAACCAUCCGCUUCCUUGUGAUAAUCUUGGAAUUUCUGUUCAAACAUGUCACCUGUUCAGAAUAUCUGAGUCAUUGCUGUUACAAACCACUAUUCUGUUCUAGCAAAUGUGCUACAAAUCAAAGGGAAAUUGCUCCAUUUUGAUUCCACAGAAGCAGAAUUGCUUAUUAGCAAUAAUUUUGUACUGACUAAAGCUCUUGAGAAGGUAGAUGAUCAGAAAUUGAGGGAGUCAGAUAGCAGCAGCCUUUCUCCACUGUGCUGUCAGUCUGUUAUUGAUGAUCUUUUUAUUUACAGCAUCUCAAGCCAAAUUUCCCCUUCUGUGUAGAGACUGCUCUUCUGAGCUCUUCACCCCCUUUUACCCUGAGUCUAGGUGUAGCUCUAGGAGAGGCCAUGUCUUAAAAAAAAAAAAAAAAACCCAAACACAAAAACCACACCAAAAACCCCCCACCCAAAACAAACAAAAAAACCCACCCACCAAAACAACAAAAAGCCCAAACAUUUUGUUAAUUCUUUUCUUAACCAUUGAAAAGAGCCACCUAGUUUCAAGGGAACUCUUGCCCAAAGCCCCAGGUCUGUCCCUGUCCCCACACUGCUGCAGCCCCAGUGACCAGCAGAAAGAAUGAAGCUGGGACCUUCCUAGGGUCUAUUUUCUAAGCCAAGAUCUGUCUACCCGUAUCUUCAACUUGUCUGUAUUCAGAGCACAGAUUUAAAGAUCAGUCUGCCAAGAAGAAAGAAAAUAAAGGAGAUUUUUCUCUCUCCUGAUUGCUGCAGGCUCCCUUGACCCACUUUAACUCUAAAGCCUAUUCUGGUAUUGCUCCAGCUUGGUUCUUGCAGCACCUCUGACUCUUAGUCAAUAAGAAUUUCUUAAAACAAAGGCAGCUUUUGUACCUACCUUGGGUCUGAAUCCUUUGGAUUUCCUUGGACAGCUUGCUGUCUUCUCUUCAGACCUCACGUACUGCGAGAUCCCAGAGGAGGCUACAAAAGCAAUUCAAGAAGCUAUUUUCAAAUCAGCACUGGCUUUUCUUCUUGGACAGUUUUAACAACACUGCCACAAAACAGGUCCCCAGCACUGAGCUGCCAGGAGGAUUGCUGUAAUACCUCUCCCCAGUGACAGACUGGUUACCACAUUUUGAGAAGCCUGCCUGGUGGCCUUUGGUGUACGUUGCUGCUUGAGCUCAUCUGUCUCUAUGAAUAAAGACAGGUAAACUCCAAAGGAGCUGGGAUCCAAUAAAGUUUUCAUCCUCUCUGUUACUUUUUCCUAUUAGAAAUGGUAGCUGCUCUUCGAGGCACCGUUUGCAGAGGGAUAAUUAUGUUCAGUAGCUUUUGGCUUUGUUCUUGUCUGUGAUUUUUUUUUUUUAUAAACAGCGCAAGUGUCUUCAGAGGCAAUGCUUGAAUUUCUGGUGAGGUGUCAGGAAAGGCUUUCUGUCUUCAAGUAAGGAGAUUAGUAAUGUACAAAGUGUUGACAGAAAUUACUCUAGUUUAUCUAGAUACUGCAUAACAUCUAGGGUAUGGCCAUGCAAAGGAAUCUUUAACUACUGGCAAGUUAUAUUUUGCUUAUUCAAAGAAGGAACCGUUCUGAGGUACAUGCUCACCUGUAAGCAGUUUAGAGGUUUCAAGGGAUUAAAACACAGUGCCCAGGUUCUCCGCCAACAGUCUGGGCUUCACCAGUUCUACUAUGACUUGGUUUGUCUCUCUGCUUUUUUUCAGACAUUCUCGUUUAUUAGAAGGGUGCAAAUAUAGUUAAAUAAAAAAAGACUACCUUGUUCUUCUUAGUCCUGUGUGCUUGAUCUGUCUUUCUUUCCCUAGCCAUAAGGAAGCAAUAGUUUUGUGAUAAUGCCAUAUUUUCCAGAAUUAAGUUUUUGUAAAGUGUAAAACAUCACCCUUUGCAGCCAAGAUGGUAGGUGCUUUGAACACUCACUGUGUAAUAUUUUGAGUUUGGGUUGACUUGCCAAGGAGUUACUAAAGGGAAUGCUUGUGGUUUGCUCCUUCCUUUGCAGAUGUGACUGGCCUUUCUCUGAGUAGAAGAGGAAGAGAAAUCAGUUGAGUAGGUGAUUAGUUUAUUAAGUGCCUUAGACAAAGCCCUGCAAGUGCAAGACAUGAAGGUCAGACUGAGAAGUUAUGAGGAGAUUCCAUCUUCUAUUUUUUGUUGGCUCCAGAGUCUCAACCCUGAGUCCAUUUAUGACUCAGCAGUUACCAGCAGGGGGAACUCUUAUUUCAAUCAUUUUCAAGAAAUACAAGGAGAAAAACAACAAAAAAGCAGUUCCUGUUUAAUUACUGAUAUAACUGUACUUCUAGAGUCUUUGUGCUGAUAGUAAAAACAUAAUAUGGAAA
Messenger RNA from Tyto alba (common barn owl), 5164 nucleotides. RefSeq names its product solute carrier family 35 member B1 (gene SLC35B1). Gene Ontology annotation, cellular component: endoplasmic reticulum membrane; Golgi membrane. The transcript has 9 exons. Gene Ontology annotation, molecular function: UDP-galactose transmembrane transporter activity; UDP-glucose transmembrane transporter activity. Gene Ontology annotation, biological process: UDP-galactose transmembrane transport. Bases 16 to 1095 code for a protein of 359 amino acids. Lineage: Eukaryota; Metazoa; Chordata; Aves; Strigiformes; Tytonidae. The record is from RefSeq and is a predicted model, not a curated record.